GAGGAUGCCUAUACGAACGUUAGAAAUCUGUCUCUCUCUCUCUUCGCGUUUCCUUUCCACAAAACCGCCUCUUUGCAGCGUCGAUUCGAUGGUGAUCUUCGGCAACGAAGAGGCCGAUGGCAUCCCGGGAGAGCUAGAUCUUCCGGCGGCGGGGCAUCGCGCCGCAUCACCCACUCCGGAGCCGCAGCCGUCGGGCUUCCACCGGUUUAAACUGCACAAUUUCACCUUCCCCACUGGCAGCUGGGGCACCCACCGCAUCCUGCGCUGCUGUAAUCUUUCCUCCGACCGCACUGUCGAUGUCAUCGGACGGGUGCCCGACGCGGCCGAUCGGAACGUCCGGGCUGACAGGAAGCGGCCGCCAUCGCCGCCGGAGAAAUCCUCGGUCAAGCAGAAGCGGUCGUCUGGGUCCAGAAACUCGAAGGAAGCGGAGGCCGAGAGGUCCCUUUCCUCCGCGACGGCUGCGGCGGAGGUUGCGGGGACCUCCAUGCCAUGGAGUCUGAGGACCCGCAGUGCGGCGUGCAAAUCUCCGCCUCUGUAUCGGUACUCUAAUUCGGUCUCAUGGUCUCCUUCGCCUUUGGCGGCUGAGAAGAGCUAUCCGGCGACGGACAUGAGGAAGGGGAGAUCAUAUGGAUCGGAGAAGGGGGAGCGUCGAAAAUUCUUCGUCUCGCUAUCCCGCAAGGAGAUCGAAGAAGACUUUUGGAGGAUGAAGGGGACGAAGCCCCCUCGGAGGCCGAAGAAGAGGGCCAGAAUCGUGCAGCGACUGCUCAAUUCGCUUUUUCCUGGUUCACGGUUAUCGGAAGUAACUAGUGUAACAUACAAGGUCGAUGAUUAAGAUUUUAGAGAGUUUUAUGGUCAAUGGUUCUCUUUCUUGGAGAAGCGAUUACGACAGUCAGAGGUCAAUUACUUCUCAUGGUUAGUUUGGUUGCUUAGAAUUCCCCCUAUUUUUUUUUGUCUGUAAAUCCAAGUUUAAAUAUAAGCAACAACAUUUUUUUGUUUAAUCUCGUAGUUGAAUGCUAUUGACUGUUAGA
Molecule: messenger RNA, 1028 nt
Organism: Musa acuminata subsp. malaccensis (wild Malaysian banana)
Lineage: Eukaryota; Viridiplantae; Streptophyta; Magnoliopsida; Zingiberales; Musaceae
Source: RefSeq, a predicted model, not a curated record